Molecule: messenger RNA, 201 nt
Organism: Helobdella robusta
Lineage: Eukaryota; Metazoa; Annelida; Clitellata; Rhynchobdellida; Glossiphoniidae
Exons: 1
Source: RefSeq, a predicted model, not a curated record
GAGGUUCGAAGACGAUCAGAUACCGUCGUAGUUCUGACCAUAAACGAUGUCGACCGGCGAUCCGCGGGAGUUGUCCGAAUGACCCCGCGGGCAGCCUCCGGGAAACCAAAGUUUUUGGAUUCCGGGGGAAGUAUGGUUGCAAAGCCGAAACUUAAAGGAAUUGACGGAAGGGCACCACCAGGAGUGGAGCCUGCGGCUUAA